GUCAGAAGAUUCUUCACCACAGAAGUGAUGUCUUAGAAACUGUAGUCCUGAUCAAUCCCUCAGAUGAAGCAGUUAGUACUGAGGUGCGCUUAAUGAUCACAGAUGCUGCAAGACACAAGCUCCUUGUACUAACUGGACAGUGCUUUGAAAACACAGGAGAACUCAUUCUGCAGUCUGGGUCCUUCUCCUUCCAGAACUUCAUUGAGAUCUUCACAGAUCAAGAGAUUGGUGAAUUAUUGAGCACCACACACCCUGCCAACAAAGCCAGCCUAACUCUUUUCUGCCCUGAGGAAGGGGACUGGAAGAAUUCCAACCUUGACAGACACAACCUUCAAGACUUUAUUAACAUUAAACUCAACUCAGCUGCCAUAUUGCCCGAAAUGGAAGGACUCUCUGAAUUCACAGAAUAUCUGUCAGAAUCAGUAGAAGUGCCAUCACCCUUUGACAUUUUGGAACCUCCAACCUCAGGAGGCUUCUUGAAACUCUCCAAACCCUGCUGUUAUAUUUUCCCAGGGGGAAGAGGGGACUCUGCAUUGUUUGCAGUGAAUGGAUUCAACAUGCUUAUCAAUGGAGGAUCCGAAAGAAAAUCUUGCUUUUGGAAACUUAUCCGACACUUGGACAGGGUAGAUUCCAUUCUCCUUACUCACAUCGGAGAUGACAACCUGCCAGGAAUCAAUAGCAUGCUUCAGCGAAAGAUAGCCGAACUGGAAGAGGAACAGUCCCAAGGGUCUACUACCAACAGUGACUGGAUGAAAAAUCUGAUCUCACCUGAUUUAGGAGUUGUAUUCCUUAAUGUACCUGAGAACCUGAGGAACCUGGAUCCUAGCUUUAGAGUAAAAAGGAGUGUAGAAGAAGCUUGUUUUACUCUCCAGUAUUUAAAUAAAUUGUCUAUGAAACCAGAACCUCUUUUCAGAAACGUGGGAAAUACCAUUGACCCCAUCAUUUUAUUUCAGAAAAUGGGAGUUGGCAAGCUUGAGAUGUAUGUGCUUAAUCCUGUCAAAAAUAGCAAAGAGAUGCAAUAUUUUAUGCAGCAGUGGAGUGGUACUAACAAAGACAAAGCUGAAUUCCUUCUACCAAAUGGCCAAGAACUAGACAUUCCAUUAUCCUACUUCACCUCCGUCUCGUCCCUGAUUGUGUGGCAUCCAGCUAAUCCUGCAGAAAAAAUAAUCCGAGUUCUGUUUCCUGGAAACAGCACCCAAUAUAAUAUUCUAGAAGGACUAGAAAAACUCAAACAUUUAGACUUCCUUAAACAACCAAUGGUUACACAAAAAGACCUAACUGGGAACAUUGCUAGUCCGGCUGUGAAACAAGCGAAGUUGAAACAACGAACAGACAGCAAGGAGAGUCUCAAGCCUGUUGCAAAGACACCACCAAGCAAGCCUGUCAGAAAAGAAUCUAAAGAAGAAGCACCAGAGCCUGUGAAACCUAGCCCAGCACCUGAAAAGCCUCAGAAGUUGGAAAGCAAAGAAAAAGUUCCGGUUAAAAAAGAGAAACCAGCAAAAGUGGAGACCAAAGCUGUAGUGGCAGAAAAAGACAUAACAAGUAAAGAAGAACAAUUAGUAAAAUCUGAAACUCCUGAAAAACAAGGUACAGAUGUAAAACAAAAAAUGUCAAAGGAGAAGCCAGUGAAAAAGGAAGUCAAAGCAAAACCUGAAGAAAAGAAAGAGGAAAAAGAAAAACCAAAGAAAGAAGUUUCUAAAAAAGAGGAGAAAACACCCAUCAAAAAAGAGGAAAAACCCAAAAAAGAAGAGAUGAAGAAAGAAGUUAAAAAAGAGGUGAAAAAGGAAGAGAAGAAGGAAACUAAGAAGGAAGUAAAGAAAGAUACUCCACCAAAGGAAGCUAAAAAAGAAGCUAAAAAAGAAGAGAAGAAGGAAAUUAAGAAGGAAGAAAAAGAAGCCAAAAAAGACAUCAAAAAGGUUCCUAAAGAAACAAAGAAGAUAGCUGCUCCUUCAACUGAAGGCAAAAAGCCAGCAGCAAAGCCUAAACCACAAAAGAAGGAGGAACCUGUGAAAAAAGAAGCAGUACCUGCUGGAAAGCCAAAGGAAAAAGGAAAAGUUAAGACUGUGAAGACAGAGAUCAAAGUCAGUGGAGCACAAGCUGCCCUUGCAGCAGUUGGAGUCGCUGCCACAACUGUGGCAGGUGUAACAGCCAGUGGAAAGGAAAUUGAAGCGGAGAGAUCCCUUAUGUCUUCACCAGAGGACUUAACAAAGGAUUUUGAGGAAUUAAAAGCUGAAGAAGUAGAAACAAUAAAAGAAACAAAACCUCAAGUUGCACUUAUAGAGGAUGAAUUGAAACUCACUGGCACAGUACAAAAAGAGGCCUUUGAGGUACAAAAAGAAAAAUUAGAUCAUGAAGGACCUGCUGAGUCCUCUGAUGAAGGCAUUACUACCACAGAGGCUGAGGGUGAGUGUGAACAGACACCUGAAGAGUUGGAACCUGUGGAAAAGCACAGGGUUGAUGAAAAUGAAAAGUUUGAAGAUGAGGGAACUGGCUUGGAAGAAUCAUCUGAAGCAGGAGAUUAUGAAGAAAAGGCAGAGACAGAAGAAGCUGAAGAACGAGGUGAAGAUGAAGAAGAAAAGUCACCACUGGAAACCACAAAACCAUAUAUGGAAGAAGCAAGAAAAAUUGGAGAGAGCUCAGAAGAAAUAAUGGCUGAAGAAGAUGCUAACAUUAAAGAUGAAAAGUAUAUUGAAAAGGCAGAUUAUGAGGCAUCAGAUGAACGAGCUGAGGAAGACAGGGAAGAAGCAAUAGAGAAGGCAGAAACUGAAGAGACUGAAGAAGAGGAGGAAGACAAAGCAGAAGACAUCAGAGAUGAAGAGGAAAAUGAAAAAAUAGAAGCUGAAGAAGAUUAUGUGAUGGCUGUGGUAGACAAAGCUGCAGAAGCUGGUGCAGUUGAAGAUAAAUAUGGCCUACUCAUAAUUACACCAACAAAGCGGUCAGAGCCUCAGUCUCCAGCAGUUGAACCAGCCUCUUCUAUCCAUGAUGAGACAUUACCUGGUGGUUCAGAAAGUGAAGCCACUGUUUCUGAUGAAGAAAAUAGAGAAGAUCAACCUGAGGAAUUCACUGCUACUUCAGGUUACACACAGUCUACUAUCGAAAUAUCCAGUGAACCAACUCCAAUGGAUGAAAUGUCAACACCCCGGGAUGUCAUGAGUGAUGAAACUAAUAAUGAGGAAAGCGAGUCACCCUCUCAGGAGUAUGUGAACAUUACCAAGUAUGAGACAUCACUAUACUCUCAAGAGUUUGGCAGACCUAAACUUUCUCCACUUCCGGAUGCUUUUAAUGGAUUAUCUGAAGGAUCCAAAACAGAGGUCACAGAAGGUAAAGACUAUAAUGCCUCAGCUUCCACCAUCUCACCACCUUCUUCAUUAGAGGAAGACAAAUUCUGCAAAUCUGCAUUCCAAGAUGUAUACCGGCAAAAAGAAAGUGAGAUUCAAGGCACUGCUAAAUUAGAAAUCAAAGAAUCCUAUCAAGAAGAUAUUGGUGGAAAACGUAGUCCAGCCAAGAGUCCAGCUGAGAGUUUGUCCCCUCCAUCACCUGUUGCCAAAACACCACUGAGUGAACGUAGUGUGAACUUUUCGCUCACUCCCAAUGAGAUCAAGGUCUCGUCUGAGCCCAUCCCCAUUGCUACAUUGCCUGAUGUACAUCAAGAAGUUGCUGAAGAGCACUGUGCAAGCCCUGAAGAUAAAACGUUAGAAGUAGCAUCUCCCUCACAGUCUGCUGCUGGUAGUGCUGGCCACACACCUUAUUAUCAGUCUCCCACUGAUGAAAAGUCCAGUCAGCUUCCCUCUGAAACCAGUGAAAAGUCAACAGAAGCUCCUGUUAGCUUUGAAUUCAGUGAAGUCAAAGAUGAGUCUGCAAAACCCAGAAUAAGCCCUAUGGAUGAACCUGUGCCAGAUUCAGAAUCUCCUAUUGAAAAGGUCCUCUCACCUCUACGGAGUCCACCACUGAUAGGUUCAGAGACCUCUUAUGAUACAUUUUUGAGUGCUGAUUUAAAGUCUCCCUGUCCUUCUGAGGGGAAACCUGAAAAAGAAAAAUCACCUGUUCAGUUGAGCCCAGCUUCUGAAGAUAGCUCUGUGGGCCUUUUCCAAGAAAAACAAGAUGAAAAAAGCAUGGAGUUUAUGGUAAUUAAGGAAGGCUUCAGCCUAGAAAGGAAAAUGGAAGAUACAGAACCCAGCAGCUCCCAGUCUUCACUGGUCUUGGAUGAGCGGAAGUUAGCAGGUGAUCUUUCACCCACUCAAAUAGAUACCAGUCAGUUUGGUUCUUUAAAAGAAGAUACCAAAAUGUCAAUUUCUGAAGGGACUGUUUCUGACAAGUCUGCAACUCCUGUUGAUGAGGUUGUAGCAGAAGACACCUAUUCCCAUAUAGAAGGAGUAGCUUCUGUCUCUACAGCAUCUGUUGCUACUAGUUCAUUUCCAGAACCAACUACUGAUGAUGUAUCUCCUUCAUUGCAUGCUGAGGUUGGAUCUCCCCACUCUACUGAAGUUGAUGAUUCCCUUUCAGUGUCAGUUGUACAAACACCAACAACUUUUCAGGAAACAGAAAUGUCUCCAUCUAAGGAAGAGUGCCCAAGGCCCAUGUCAAUUUCUCCACCAGAUUUCUCACCUAAAACCUCAAAAUCAAGAACGCCAGUGCACGAUCAGAGAUCUCCUGAGCAGUCAACUAUGUCAGUAGAAUUUGGUCAGGAGUCCCCUGAGCAGUCUUUAGCAAUGGACUUUAGUAGGCAAUCUCCAGAAUAUCCUACUGUAGGCACUAGUAUACACCAUAUAUCUGAAAAUGGACCAACAGAAGUAGAUUAUAGCCCUUCAGAUAUACAGGAGCCUACUUUUGCACAGAAGAUUUCCCCUGUAGAGCAGUCAUCUUACUCUCAGGAGAAAGAUAUUUCAGAAAUUAUUUCAGUUUCUCAAAUUGAAGCUUCAUCCUCAACUUCAUCAGCUCAUACACCUUCCCAGGUGACUUCACCACUGCCAGAGGAAACUUUUUCAGGUGCUCUUCCACCCAGAGAUGUGUCACUACAUUCUUCUUUUACCUCAGAAAAGGUGCAGAGCCUAGGAGAAAAGCUGUCACCAAAGUCUGACCUAUCUCCAUUAACUCCAAGGGAAUCUUCUCCUCUGUACUCUCCUAGUUUUCCAGAUUCACCUCCUGCAAUCACAGAAGCGGUGUCAGCUAGUCACACACCUUCGUUGUCACUGCAAGUGUCCUCCGUCAAAGCAUUUGGUUACCAGGAGCCGAUAACAAAGCACAGUCCAGAAUCUUUACUCAGCCCAGAAAAAGAUGAUUCAGAGAAAAGCAGCAGGUCACCAGAAGAACUUAGUUAUUCUUAUGAGGUCACAGAGAAAACUACUAGGUCACCAGAGGAUAUUAGCUACUCCUAUGAGGCAGUUGGAAAAUCUACUAGAUCACCUCAGGCCACAGAUUAUUCCUAUGAGACAACUGGGAAAACUACUAGGUCACCUGAGGCUACAGAUUACUCCUACGAGACAACAGGGAAAACCACUAGGUCCCCCGGGGACACAGAUUAUUCCUAUGAGACAACAGGGAAAACCACCAAAUCACCUGAGGUCACAGAUUAUUCCUAUGAGUUAAUUGGGAAAACCACCAAAUCACCUGAGGCCACAGAUUAUUCCUAUGAGAGAACUGGGAAAGCUACCAGAUCACCCGAUACUGUGGAUUACUCCUAUGAGACAACAGGGAAAACCACUAAGUCACCAGAAGCCAUUAGCUACUGCUAUGAGACAACUGGGAGAACCAGGUCACCAGAGGCCGUGGCUUACUCCUAUGAGACAACUGGGAAAGCCUCUAGUUCACCUGAAGCCACAGAUUACUCAUUUGAGAUGACUGGGAGAGCCACCAGGUCACCUGAAGCUACUAGCUACUCCUAUGAAGCCAGUGCACAUUUCACUCCAGGAAAAUCGUUAGCAGAAUCCCGUCAAGAUGUUGACUUAUGCCUUGUAUCCUCUUGUGAAUAUAAACAUCCCAAAACUGAACUUUCACCCUCAUUUAUCAACCCAAACCCCCUUGAGUGGUUUGCAAGUGAAGAACAGUCUCAAGAUCAAGAGAAGCCACUAACUCAAUCCGGGGGAGCCCAGCCACCUUCUGGGGGAAAGCAGCAAGGGCGGCAGUGUGAUGAAACCCCUCCCACAUCCGUGAGCGAGUCUGCCCCGUCUCAGACGGAUUCAGAUGUUCCCCCAGAGACUGAGGAAUGUCCUUCCAUCACUGCAGAUGCUAACAUUGACUCAGAAGAUGAGUCAGAAACCAUUCCGACGGACAAGACAAUUACGUACAAACACAUUGACCCGCCGCCUGUCCCGAUGCAGGAUCGCAGCCCCUCCCCUAGGCACCCUGAUGUUUCCAUGGUUGAUCCAGAGGCUCUGCCUGUUGAUCAGAAUUUGGGUAAACCUUUGAAGAAAGACCUCAAAGAAAAGACAAAGACAAAAAAGCAGGGUACUAAGACCAAGUCAUCUUCUCCUGUUAAAAAAAGUGAUGGUAAAUCAAAACCAGUGGCUUCACCAAAGCCAGCUAUAAAAGAAUCUUUAGAUAAAAUUUCCAAAACAGCUUCUCCAAAAAAGAAGGAGUCUGUGGAGAAGGCAACCAAAAAUAUCUCUAAUCCAGAAGUAAAGUCUCGAGUGGAUGAGAAAGAUAAGGACACCAAGAAUGCAGCAAAUACAACAUCCAAGUCAGCAAAGACUGCAACCACAGGACCUGGGAAUACUAAGGUGGCAAAAUCUACAGCAGUGCCUCCAGGACCUCCAGUGUAUUUGGAUUUGGUGUACAUUCCCAACCACAGCAAUAGCAAGAACGUCGACGUUGAGUUUUUCAAGAGGGUGCGGUCAUCCUACUACGUGGUGAGCGGGAACGAUUCUGCAGCUGAGGAGCCAAGCAGGGCUGUUCUGGACUCCCUGCUGGAGGGCAAGGCACAGUGGGAGAGUAACAUGCAGGUGACCUUAAUCCCAACCCAUGACUCAGAAGUGAUGAGGGAAUGGUACCAAGAGACCCAUGAGAAACAGCAGGACCUCAACAUCAUGGUUUUGGCAAGCAGCAGCACUGUUGUUAUGCAAGAUGAAUCUUUUCCCGCAUGCAAGAUUGAACUGUAAGAACAAGACCAUGCACCACAAGAUUAAACUUUAUUUCCAGAAAUUCUUCAGUUUGAAAACACCUUUUCUAAAAAUUCAACCCAUCUAUUUCAACUGCUGAACUAUAUACCUGCCAAAUGCUAUACUGUGUCAUGGUGAUGCAAGUCACUAAUAUUUUUCAGUCUUUGCUGAUUGCUAAGGGAAAUAACAGUAUUCCCAUAGUAGGGUUCAAAUUACUGCAAAAAUACAGAUCCAGUUUCAUCUCCGCUGAACAUUUGGAAACCAUGCACUAGCAGCCCCAACUGACUUCUGCCAGGUAGAGGCAUUUGCCCUCUAAUGAAACACAAAGAGAGAGAAAGAGAGAGAGGGGUAGGAGGAGAAAGUAAAAAAAAUAAUUAGAACUGCAUUAGUCUCAUGGCAAUAGAUGUAUCGCUUACUGCAGUCUGCUUAUGCUCUUACAUGAAAUGAAAGUUUUAAAUUUGUAUCAAUCUGAGCUAUCGCAAGGGGGAUCCUUUUUUACAGAAUUAAGGUAGCU
Balearica regulorum gibbericeps (East African grey crowned-crane) is the source of this 7608-nucleotide messenger RNA. The record is from RefSeq and is a predicted model, not a curated record. NCBI's taxonomy places the organism in Eukaryota, Metazoa, Chordata, Aves, Gruiformes, Gruidae.